Messenger RNA from Rotaria sp. Silwood2, 1026 nucleotides. NCBI's taxonomy places the organism in Eukaryota, Metazoa, Rotifera, Eurotatoria, Philodinida, Philodinidae. The record is from the annotation of a GenBank genome assembly.
AUGGAUACCAAAGAAAAUAUCUCAACUAUUGUUCCUGCACAAAUAACAGUCGGUGUGGUUGGUUUAGGUCUUAUGGGCUGUAGUAUUAGUACUUGUCUUUUAAUAGCUGGUCAUUCAGUUGUAGCAAUCGCAUCACUUCCAAUCGAUCUUGAAACUGCUGAAGCUCGUAUUCAUGAACAUCUUGUUCGAUCAUUCGAACAAGAAAUUUGUUUAGAACAACCAGCUUUUUACUUCAAAAAUCUGACCAUUACCGAAGAUUAUACUCGUCUCAAGGAUACUUUCUUAGUUAUUGAAUGUACUCUUGAGGAUAUCACAAUUAAAAGACAAGUAUAUAAAAAUAUUGAAAAUGUUGUUGCUGACCAUACGAUUAUAACAAGCAAUACAUCAGCCAUUCCAAUUAGUCUUCUUCAACAAGAAACUCGUAUACCAAGUCGUUUUCUCGGCUUACAUUGGGCUGAACCAUCUCAUACAACACGAUUUUUAGAAGUUAUUUGUGGUGACACUAGUGAUCCAAAAAAAGCUGAAUGGUUAUAUCAACUUGCACAUCACUGGGCUAAAGAACCAACACUCGUACGAAAAGAUAUUCGUGGUUUUAUUACGAAUCGUCUCAUGUAUGCUUUAUAUCGAGAAGCUUUUUAUUUAGUCGAAAAUGGAUAUGCUUCUGUUGACGAUGUUGAUCGAGCAUGUCGUAAUAAUGCUGGUUAUUGGAUGACAUUAGUUGGAUGCUUUCGAUGGAUGGAUCUUACUGGCAUUCCAGCUUAUCAUUCUGUUAUGAAAGAUUUACUUCCUACACUUCAUAAUGGCACUGAAAUACCGAAACUCAUCGAUGAUAUUGUUAAAGCCGGUGGAAAAGGUAUUUUGAAUGCUAAUGGUUUUUAUAAUUAUACACCAGAAGAAGCUCGUUUAUGGCGUGAAACUUUUGAAGAAUUUAGUUAUGAUAUUCGACGAUUAGCAUUAAAAUAUCCUGUAGAUAUUGUCACAAAAAAACUAGAAGCACAACGAGAAAAAAAUGAACUAAAGGAUUAA